GCCGAGCGCAGCCCAGGGGUCUCCCAGAGGAGGCGCCACGGCGCUGGCUGCAGCUGGUGGACUGCUCCUCGUCCGUGUGCGCAGCGCAGGGAGGAUCAGGGCCUCGCUGCGGUGCUGACAGGCGCGGGGCUGAUGCUGCUGCCUGCUUGUGCGGAUUUCAUCGCAGGAGGGGACGUUCAGGGCCGAGGUCCAGUGGCUCAGAUUCCCAUCCCCCAACCUCCUGCCGGCACUCAAACUUUGAUAACAUGCUUUUGAGAAGUUCAGGAAAAUUAAAUGUGGGCACCAAGAAAGAGGAGGGUGAGAGUACGGCCCCCACCCCUCGUCCGAAGAUCUUGCGAUGCAAAUGCCACCACCACUGUCCAGAAGACUCAGUCAAUAAUAUUUGCAGCACAGAUGGAUAUUGUUUCACCAUGAUCGAGGAAGAUGACUCUGGGAUGCCUGUGGUGACGUCUGGAUGUCUAGGCCUGGAAGGCUCAGAUUUUCAGUGUCGGGAUACUCCCAUUCCUCAUCAAAGAAGAUCCAUUGAAUGCUGUACAGAAAAGAAUGAAUGUAAUAAAGAUCUACACCCUACACUGCCUCCACUGAAGAACAGGGAUUUUGUCGAUGGACCUAUACAUCACAAGGCCUUACUUAUAUCUGUGACUGUCUGCAGUUUGCUUUUGGUCCUUAUCAUUUUAUUCUGCUACUUCAGGUAUAAGAGACAAGAAACCAGGCCUCGGUAUAGCAUUGGGCUGGAGCAGGAUGAGACCUACAUUCCUCCAGGAGAGUCCCUGAGAGACCUGAUCGAGCAGUCCCAAAGCUCAGGCAGUGGAUCAGGCCUCCCUCUGCUGGUCCAAAGAACGAUAGCGAAGCAGAUUCAGAUGGUGAAGCAGAUUGGAAAAGGCCGCUAUGGAGAAGUCUGGAUGGGAAAGUGGCGUGGAGAAAAGGUAGCGGUGAAAGUGUUCUUCACCACGGAGGAAGCCAGCUGGUUCCGAGAGACAGAAAUAUAUCAGACAGUGCUAAUGAGGCAUGAAAACAUAUUGGGGUUCAUUGCUGCAGAUAUCAAAGGGACAGGGUCCUGGACCCAGCUGUACCUCAUCACAGACUAUCAUGAAAAUGGUUCUCUUUAUGAUUAUUUGAAGUCCACCACCCUUGACACUAAAUCAAUGCUAAAAUUAGCUUACUCCUCUGUCAGUGGCCUGUGCCACUUACACACUGAAAUCUUUAGUACUCAAGGCAAACCAGCUAUUGCCCAUCGAGACCUGAAAAGCAAGAACAUCCUCGUGAAGAAAAAUGGAACUUGCUGUAUUGCCGAUCUGGGCCUGGCUGUUAAGUUUAUCAGUGACACGAAUGAGGUUGACAUACCGCCCAACACACGGGUUGGCACCAAGCGCUACAUGCCUCCAGAAGUGCUGGAUGAGAGCUUGAACCGAAACCACUUUCAGUCCUACAUCAUGGCUGACAUGUACAGCUUCGGCCUCAUCCUUUGGGAGGUUGCUAGGAGAUGCGUUUCCGGAGGGAUUGUGGAAGAAUACCAGCUUCCCUACCAUGAGCUGGUGCCCAGCGAUCCCUCCUAUGAGGACAUGCGGGAGAUUGUGUGCAUCAAGAAGUUGCGGCCCUCAUUCCCCAACCGGUGGAGCAGCGACGAGUGUCUAAGACAGAUGGGGAAGCUCAUGACAGAGUGCUGGGCUCACAACCCCGCAUCCAGACUGACAGCCCUGCGUGUGAAGAAAACACUCGCCAAAAUGUCAGAGUCUCAGGACAUUAAGCUGUGAUGGAGAGGGCAGGAUGCACUUCUGGGGAAGGCAGAUGGAUGCUUCACUGUGCAUGGUGGAGCGCAUGAUGUGAAAGCGUCUUUAGUACCAGCCUUGAACGCCGUCCUCUCCCUCUUCCGAGGGCUCAGACCUCGCCUGCCUCUCCGGGAGCAGCCAGGUGGACCAGGAGCCCCCACAGGCAGGCUCUCCAGGUCUGUUGUAGGAGGGAGAAGCUGGGCGACUUGUUCAAGAUAUGCAUGUUGCUUUCUAGGAAAGCCCUGGACUUUUGGUUUGCCAUUUUUUUUUUAAAGAUGCUUUAAUUUUGCCAAAAUAAAUAUUGUAGAUGUUUCAA
This is a messenger RNA of Octodon degus (degu), 2085 nucleotides long. RefSeq names its product bone morphogenetic protein receptor type 1B (gene Bmpr1b). Gene Ontology annotation, cellular component: plasma membrane; signaling receptor complex. Bases 246 to 1754 code for a protein of 502 amino acids. Gene Ontology annotation, biological process: protein phosphorylation; dorsal/ventral pattern formation; cellular response to growth factor stimulus. The record is from RefSeq and is a predicted model, not a curated record. Gene Ontology annotation, molecular function: transforming growth factor beta receptor activity, type I; ATP binding; SMAD binding. The transcript has 11 exons. NCBI's taxonomy places the organism in Eukaryota, Metazoa, Chordata, Mammalia, Rodentia, Octodontidae.